UCAUGGGCAUAAAAGACAAGAACAUGAACACAAAAUCGUGUCUUUCUGAACGAACACCGUCUUGUAUUAAUUACCUGAUUCCAAUUUCCAACCUAUUCACAUUUUGGCUUUUUUUGAAGAAAAUUUAAAGAUAAAAUUCUAUUUUCAGAGCAGAGUCCCUUACCUUGAUUUCAUACACUGUUUUCCGCAACAAUAUCAGACAGAAAUUUGUUGUAUGUGUACCUAGUGAGAGAGAGAGAGAGAUUAAAAACUAAAAAGUGUAGUUGGGUUUGGAUUAUAUAUGGUGAUGUUGGAGUUGAGAUUUUCCAAUGCCAUGGAUGUUGGGAAUUUUAGCGGUGUCAGUUUCCUCUAUAAUUCAUGUACCAGUUGCAGUCGCAGCUACUUCCCUUCACCAUCUCCAACUUUGUCUUUCUCCCCGACUUCCAAUUCAACCUUCAAAAUGGUCUCUUUCAAUCCCUCUAAAAUUGAUUCUUUCCACCAUUUUAUCCCAAAGCUUUUGUCUUCCUCUGUUUCUCAAGAGAGAGAACUUGAUUCUUGAACUCUAUGAAAGACUAAACCAAUCCCUUAAUAUCAAGUCCAUUUUAUUUUGUUCUGUUUUAUUUUCUUGAAGAGUUGGGAGCUUCUUGAUUUGUCUGCAUCCAUUUUUUUGCAAUAGUUUGGAGUUCUGAGAAAUUAUUUCCCUUUCUCUUUGAGAAAAUGCUGUCUGCUUCAUUGAGUAAUCAGCAGAUGACUCUGCCUUGUAGCAGGUAUGAUUUUGGUGGAUGUUGGAUUGAUAUUGGUAAAGGGAAGAGUGCUGCUACCACCAGAAAUGCUACAGUCAAGAAGAAGAGGUUGAGCAUUCCACCUCUGGCUUCUUCUGCUACCUUAGAUCACUCUCCUAAUUCCUCGAGAUCCGAUUUCUAUAAGGAGGUGCUUGCAUCUGCUAGAGACAAAUUUACAAUGGAGAUAUCUUUCCAGUCCAAGGAUAAAGAUAUCUCACUUGCAAAGGCAUUGCUCUAUGUUGCCGCUGAAGAUGAGGCAUUUCUGGCUUUCAAUCGUGAGAUGGAUGCUCGUUCGAUCCAUCAUGAGAGGAAAGAUACAUCAUCACUACUUGAUGCCCAAGGGUGGGAUUCUGUGGAGUCCAUGCCAAUGGCUGGAAAGAAUAUAAACGGGUGGUUGGCCGAGCUGGAUACCAUAGCAAACGAGGUUAAAGCUGAGUUGGUUUCAAGAGAGAUCGGAUGUGAUAUGGGAGAAGUGUUGGAUGCAGUGAACAAAGUCCUCUUGGAGUAUAGAGGUUUAAAGAGGUUACCCGUCUUAGUAGACUCCAAGUGUUCGUACCUGCACUCAGCGUUAAGCUCUGGUGGUGCCAGCGCAAUAUUGCUUAGCGUGAUUUACAUUGAAGUUUGCCAAAGACUCAAUCUUACUAUUGUGGGAUCUCGUGUUGGGGAAGAUUUUUUGAUAUGGCCCCCCACCGGAAAUCCUGAGGAGUUAUUCAAAGUAAUUUCGGGGCCCAGCUUGUUUGCUGUUGUCAACGGGAACUGCGUGGACGAUCCAUGGUCUAGGGCCUCGGACGUAAAUAGCAACUCACUUUUGGGGCUAGACGUUGCAACCAACCGAGAUAUCAUUGGAAUCACUCUAGCCAAUUUGAUUAGGCUUUACUGGAAACGUGCUUCGAGAACGAAUCACGGGUUGAUGCUGACUUCUCCGCUUCGGUGUCUCCAUAACUCUGAGGAGAAGCUCAACAAGAAAAGUUGUUCGAGCAUGCCUUUACUGCGCCCUCAGGAGCUGAGGCUUGCUAUCAUGGCCUCGGAGAGAUUACUGAUCCUUCAGCCGCAUGAUUGGGCUCUGAGAAGAGACUACGGCAUGAUGCUCUACUACAACCGAGAAUACGAGGCUGCGGUCCAAGAGCUCAGCAUCUGCAUGGCAUUUGCACCAGAAGAAGAAGCUCAGGUUCUUGAACCUUUUGUUGAGAAGCUGCAUCUUAUGCGGCUUGAGACGUCGUGGAAAUCGCUGGGACAAAAAGGUCGCCUAACGGUUCCUUGACUCGAUUUUGCUUCAAGUAAGACGCCGCCGUAUCUAUUUGUAUAGUCUGCAUUUAUAAAUAUCUUCAUCAGUGUAACCUUAAUUUCCUGUUCAAGACUUGUCUAGAUGUACUUCACCUUAACUCCAUCAAUGUUCCAUUGUUGGAAACACACACACACACACACACACCACAAACAGUCUUAAAGCAGUUUUCCAGUGGCAGUUUUGCAGAUAUAGAAUUCUAUAUUUAUGUUA
Molecule: messenger RNA, 2256 nt
Organism: Salvia miltiorrhiza (redroot sage)
Lineage: Eukaryota; Viridiplantae; Streptophyta; Magnoliopsida; Lamiales; Lamiaceae
Exons: 9
Coding region: 697-2022 (441 amino acids)
Source: RefSeq, a predicted model, not a curated record